UUAAUCCGUCUCUCUCUGUUACUACUAGCCCAGGCCUCUUGCUCUCUCUACUCUCCUUUCUUCCUCUCUUUGCUUUUGAGUUCUCCAUCCGUAGAUUUGUUCCCUCCUCGUCCUUUCUUUUUCUUCUUCUUUCCCUCUCCUCUCCUCUUCUUCCUUCUCUUCCCCUCUCCUUGAUCUAUUGAAGAAGAACCAAAAUUUGGGUUAUCUUGGAGAACCCAGAUCUGGGUUAUCUUGGAGAACCCAGAUCUGGGUUCUCUGGGUUCUCCCUGGAGAAUCCAAUAUGGGUUCUUCGAGAGAACCCACGUUCUCAAGGACUUCAACUAUAACAGCACGAUUGCCGAGCACAAUUGGGGAGGAAGAUGGCUUUGUGCCGUGGGCAACACUGUUGGCGAAGGCAACCUUGGCAUCCUCAACCUCAAUUGCAAGUGCUCGGGCGCCAAGGCCAUGCGAGGCGGAGAAAGUCCGGCAAGCGACAUGGUCAAAGGUGGGGAUGGAAGUAGUUUCUGUAUGAGAAAAUUUCUUAUGUAUAUCAUUAUCCAAAAUUGUUAGCUGGCACAACUUCACAGAUUGUUGAUUGGGAUAAAUUGGUUGUUAAUUAAGGCAACUUAGAAAACAGACAAGUGUGGCCUGAAAAUCAGGCAUUUCUCUGAUUUGAGAAUUCUUGUUUUACUUCUCUAUUUUAUGGAAGAUUGCCUACCGCCGAUCUAAUUCCUUUUGGAUUUUCUUUACUUUUCCCUUUUACACGCCAGAAACAUGUUCUCUUCAAGAUUGGAAUUUUCCUUUUUACAAGCCCUUAGCCUUAUUAAAGUUGGUUCCUUUUA
Rubroshorea leprosula is the source of this 821-nucleotide messenger RNA. The record is from the annotation of a GenBank genome assembly. Lineage: Eukaryota; Viridiplantae; Streptophyta; Magnoliopsida; Malvales; Dipterocarpaceae.